Molecule: messenger RNA, 339 nt
Organism: Penicillium verhagenii
Lineage: Eukaryota; Fungi; Ascomycota; Eurotiomycetes; Eurotiales; Aspergillaceae
Exons: 2
Coding region: 1-339 (112 amino acids)
Source: RefSeq, a predicted model, not a curated record
AUGGCGCCCGUCGAUUUAAACUUGAAGCUUCUCGCAACGCGAGCAACAGACGGAUGUCCAAGCACAGUCUCGAGCGGUGGAAUCGCGGGUAUUGUGAUUGGGUCCAUCGCCGGAACUCUCCUGCUCCUGUGGCUGUGGCGACUUUGCCGAUUACCUGGAGCAUGGAGCGGUGGCGGUGAACCGGACGUGGGCUAUCGUCCCCCAGUGACUCGGACUCGAGGUCGCAGAAGAAGAAGCACUGGGUCUUAUGUUGACGUGAUUGAGAAACCAAGAAGUGUCCGCAGUUCGCGACACUAUCGGGAUGAUGUCCGGCGACCAACUAAGGUGUAUGUCACCUAA